AUUGAAUCGGCAACUUGCUUUUUGUGAACCCCUUACCAAUAUUUUAUAUCCAGGCAGCCAGGCAGCUUCAGGUUUGUUUGUCUUCUUUCUAAUAUCAAAUAGGUACCUUUCAAUUGGUAAAGUCUGUAAGAAACCUAUUCAAUUGAUCUAUUUAUCCAAUAUACCAAAAAACAUCCAAGAAUUGACCGUAUUUCUAUGCCAUAUAAAUUGUACAUUUCAUUCCUGCUGUUCACCGAAACAAGCCGUGUUUGUCUCGGCCGAGUGCCUUGAAUCUUGGUGUCGAGAGCUGUAGGACGGCACUCAGCCGCGGCUAAAUCGGCCACCAUCUGCAUACUAAUUAGAGCAGCAAACCUGAAUACCGUCGCAGCAAAAGACAACCUCAUACAGGUAAAAUGCUUGUGCCACGACUAUAAGCACCUAGAUCCUCGACGCCUCCAAACAUAAUCUCGGGUGCUUAACCAAAGCCUCAUCCUACGGCGCAGCUGCGUAGCAUCGACUAUCACCCUCCAUACAUACAUAUACCAGCUUAGCCUAUGCUUCUUGCGAUCCUGAGAGCCUCGUGUCCUCGAUCAACUCUUCCCAAACUACCGAGACGUAUAGGCUACUCGACCACCACCAAGUCCACCAUGUCGACGACCUUCCCAUUCCACAUAAAAGAGCAUGUCAUCCCCUCGCAACACGUACGCGAGUACCCGCGCGCGACCUCACGCUCUCAAGAAGACGUGCUCUACAUCAGCAUAAAGCAAUACACACCGAUCGACAACCCAACCCCACAGCCCGGCGACAUCACCAUAAUCGGCGCGCACGCAAACGGUUUUCCAAAAGAGCUAUACGAGCCACUAUGGGCAGACCUACACGCGCAAUCCAUAGCCUCGCAGAAAGACGGGCACGGGUUCCGGAUCCGGGGGAUCUGGAUUGCGGACGUGACGAACCAAGGGUACAGCGGCGUGCUGAACGAGAACACGCAAGGCAACGACCCAUCAUGGCACGACCACGCGCGCGACCUACUACACAUGACGAACGUCUUCCGCGCCGACAUGCCACGCCCGCUGAUCGGGAUAGGCCACAGUUUCGGCGCCGCGAUCCUAACCAAGCUAUCGCUCCUCCACCCGCGCCUCCUCACGACUCUAGUCCUCCUCGACCCCACCAUAACCACAUUCUCUUUCCAGCGCAACGGGCCGGGCAAAUCCGCAGCGCGAGCCUCGACCUUCCGACGCGAAACCUGGCCUAGCAGAGAAGCAGCGAUCGAAUCCUUCAACAAGUCCGCCUUCUACCGAACCUGGGACCCGCGCGUCCUCGCCGCCUGGAGCCAACACGCCGUGCGCUCGACCCCCACCGCGCUGUUCCCCUCGACAUCGCCUACCUCCGACAAAGCCACCCUGCGCACGACUAAGCACCAAGAAGUAUUCACCUUCUUCCGACCUUUAUGGCCAUACGUCGACCAGGAAACCCGAACCAUCGACCGCGUCGGCGCGCCGGACUUCGACCCGGAGAUGCAAGAUAAACUCGUAACAUCCACGCUAACCCCCGAGAUAUUCCCCUUCUACCGUUCCGAGGGCCCCGAUAUCCUAAAGCACCUGCCCGAGGUACGACCCUCCGUAUUCUGGGUCUUCGGUGGCGACAGCGAGCUCGGAGUUCCUGAGGCGCGGAAACAGAAGACCGAGGCGUGCGGGACGGGCGGUGGGGGAUCCGGUGGAAUCGCUGCGGGUCGCGUAGAUUCGGUAGUUAUGGAGGGGAGGGGGCAUUUAUUCCCCAUGGAGAUUCCCACAGAGUGUGCGCGGCAUGCCGCUGUUUGGAUAGGGAAGGAGAUGAGAUGGUGGCGGGAACAGGAGCGUGAGUACGAACAAUGGACCAAGUUGCCGGCGCGGGAGAAGACCACAUUGAGCGAGAAAUUUCUCGAUAAUGUUGGUCGACCACCGGCGAGGAAGGGGAAUGGGACCGUAGUGGGCAUUGAGUCCAAGUUGUAGAAAUUACGACGUGGGAUGCCUAGCAUAUACCAUUAUCCUCUUCAAGGCACACAUACCCAUUUCAAUUUAAAGAAUUGUCAUUAUCACAUAUAACCCUUGUUUUUUUUAAUGAAAUGAGGUGUUGUAUUAAGACUUGCAGUGCGUGGCGACGAAGUAGCUAGACACC
Messenger RNA from Annulohypoxylon maeteangense, 2133 nucleotides. RefSeq names its product putative toxin biosynthesis protein. The transcript has a single exon. Bases 534 to 1967 code for a protein of 477 amino acids. Lineage: Eukaryota; Fungi; Ascomycota; Sordariomycetes; Xylariales; Hypoxylaceae. The record is from RefSeq and is a predicted model, not a curated record.